CUGUUUCUUAUCUUCUUCUUCUUGAAAAAUAGCAACCUAUAAAGUGUUUCUCUCAGACUCUGCUCUCUUCCGAGAAUUUGAUUCAAACUCGGCCCUGGAUCUCUCUUUUAGUUCAAGUUUCUUUUCUUGCUUAUGUUGAUUUUCUUUACUGGGAGGAAAAAUCUGGUUUUGGGUUUAGUUGGUGUUGAGUAAAGUUUUGGUCGUUCAUUUCUUUGCGUCUUGGGUUUUGUUAGUUGUGAAAUUUGGUGAACACCCAGAUGAGGUUUCGUUAGAAAUUCGGAGAAUCAUGCUUUAUAGAUGAAUGAAGUUUGAAAUUUGAUUUUAGCAGAGGUUGCAGAUUUGAGGUUAUUUCUUCCUUCACCACAACACUCUUCCAUCACUGUGUGUGGUAUGGAGACUGAAGAGACCCAUAACUGUGCGGGUCGAAGAGUUCUCAGAAGGAGAAAAUAGAAGAAGAAGGGAUCGGUGAUGUACUGGUAAGUCGGUUUGCAGCCCAAUAUCAAACUCGGUUACAAGCCCAACUGUACCGAACCGACCAAUUAAAUCGGUAUACCGACGUCUCGGUAUACCAGAUUUUGUGGCCGGUAGUGGUAUGAUUUUUUGCAUACGAGUAUAAGUGGUACGGUACAUGGUAUCGGCCCGUAAGCUUCGGUACCGAACCGAACCCAGCCCUAACCGCAACACGAGCAUCAAGAAGAGAAUAGCGAUUGUGCCGGGUACAUUAUGCAAAUCAACUUCAAAAGAACUCGCCAAUGGCUAGCUUGCAAGAUUUAAGCUAAUAAACACGGAUGUCGCAACCGUAUUAGGCUAGUACGGGGCAAACCCUAGGAGCCAUUUUUGAUCAAAUUCAGACGUUGCUUAUCAACUUUUAUGUACUACACUUUUAGUGGGCAUUGGAAGGGUUUUUAGUUUCCACACUAUAUCAAUACAAUCAACAUUUUGAUGGACCAAAUCUGCCUAACAUACUGCACCUUUAGUGGGCAUUGGAAGGGUUUUUAGUCUCCACACUUCAUCAAUACAAAUACAAUCAACAUUUUCAGGGACCAAAUCUGCCCAACCUCAACUCAACUGUAUUAGACCAAAUAAAUAAAAAACAAUAAAUACCAAGUUCAAACGUAAAUGGAAGACUUGACUGCUGGUGUUGUUGCUUUGUCAAUACUCGAGUAAAGUAUACGACGACUCGUAGACGUUCAGUUCCGACCUCCAUUCCAGAUGCACUACCGACUCUUCUUCUCCCUCUCUUCUUCUUCUUCUUCUUCUUCACAGUGAAGAGAGAGAGAGAAAGAGAUGCCAUUGAAGCCCUUCAACUCCUGCAGCAUCGCCUUCAUGUUGGGUGGCGCAUUCCUCAUCCUCUUCCUCUGUAGCUUCCUCGAAUUCCCUUCUCUCUCCACCUCAAUUCACCAACCCCCGAUCGACGACCCCAUUCUCUCUCUCACCCACUCCGCCCCUGACCCAUUCACCAAUCUCAUCUCUUCCUUCAGAAAAUGGGACUCUCAGGUGGGUUGUGCUCGUUUCAGAGAAAAGCACAAGUCUUUGGCCCAAAACGGGUCUUCUUCUUGUUCUUCUCUGCAGCAACCAUCUGAGUGUGGGAAGAAGAAGCCGCAGAUGGAGCAUGUCAGCGUUUUGGUCAAAGGGUGGACUUGGAUUCCUGAUAAUCUGGACAAUUUGUAUUCCUGCUCAUGUGGGUUGAGCUGUUUGUGGACUAAAUCGUCUGUUCUUGCUGACAAACCUGAUGCCUUGUUGUUUGAGACCACCACCCCUCCGCUUCAGAGACGCCAUGGAGAUCCACUUCGUGUGUACAUGGAUCUUGAGGCUGGCAGGAAGCGAUCUGGUGUUGAGGACUUGUAUGUUAGUUAUCAUGCCAAAGACGAUGUGCAGGCUACCUAUGCUGGUGCACUCUUUCACAAUGGUCGGAAUUAUCAUGUAUCCUCUUACAAAAACAAUGAUACACUUAUCUAUUGGUCAUCCUCACGUUGUCUGCCUCGAAGAAAUAAGCUUGCCAAGAGGCUUCUCAGCUUACUACCAUCCCAUUCAUUCGGCAAGUGUUUGAAUAAUGUUGGUGGUUUGGACAUGGCCCUUUCUUUCUACCCCGAGUGUGCCAAUGGUGCUGGUGAUGGCCCCCAACAAUGGUGGGACCAUUUACACUGUGCCAUGUCUCACUAUAAGUUUGUUCUAGCUAUUGAAAACACAAUGACAGAGAGUUAUGUGACAGAGAAGCUGUUCUAUGCUCUAGAUUCUGGUGCAGUUCCUAUCUAUUUUGGUGCCCCUAAUGUUUGGGACUUUGUCCCUCCCCAUUCUAUAAUAGAUGGCAGUAAAUUCAGCAACCUGGAGGAUUUGGCAUCUUAUGUAAAGGCCCUUGCCAAUGACCCAGUUGCUUAUGCUGAGUACCAUGCAUGGAGAAGAUGUGGCUUAUUAGGCAACUAUGUAAAAACUCGUGCAUUGAGCCUUGAUACAUUGCCUUGCAGACUCUGUGAGGUAGUUGGGAGAAAAGGUGGGAGAUAUGCAAGAGAGUUGUGACAUUUUUGGUCUUUUCUAUCUAAUUGGGAUUUUCGUUCAUGCAUCCAGUUUUAUGGUUGUGUAAAUUGUAUACAACUCAGAAAUGAUACAUGUAUAGCGUCCAAACUGAUUUAGGGUUAUGCUUGAUUAAUGAAAUUGUGUCUUUCAUCAA
Messenger RNA from Rosa chinensis, 2668 nucleotides. Its product is annotated as alpha-(1,4)-fucosyltransferase. Gene Ontology annotation, molecular function: alpha-(1->3)-fucosyltransferase activity. NCBI's taxonomy places the organism in Eukaryota, Viridiplantae, Streptophyta, Magnoliopsida, Rosales, Rosaceae. The transcript has 3 exons. Bases 1288 to 2517 code for a protein of 409 amino acids. The record is from RefSeq and is a predicted model, not a curated record. Gene Ontology annotation, cellular component: membrane.